UAGAGCGCGAUUUUGACUACAUUGCUUUAAGAAGUUUGGUAGUGUUCUCCUGUAAUCAAAUGCUAGGUUUUAGUGAGUCUUCGUUUAUUUUUUAGUUCAAUGUUGGCUUGUGGUUUUGGUCUAUUUCAUAUCUGACACUCCUGUGAUUCUGUAUGAACUAGUUAUUUCUUCAUGGGUUUUACGUCAUCUAUUUCAGUUAAGCGUUCAAUGAAAGCUAUUAAGGUGGAUCAGGUUACAACACGAUUUGAUGGACGAAAUUUCCCUUUAUGGGAAUUUCAAUUCCACAUUUUUGUCUGCGGUAAGAAAUUACUUCCAAUUUUUUAAGGACUCGAAAAAACCUGAUGAAUCUAAUCAGACAAUUGACUCCCUUCAUAGCUCUAUAGAUGGUGUUGUUGCCUUUGCUACAACGGCUUACAAGUCACAAUAUGCUUAAUUGUUUCAUCCUGUUAUACUUGUAGGUGCUUAAGAAAGUGUGGAAUAAGGAUCCAGUUGCUUAUGAGCAAUUAGAUAAGAUUGAUUUUUGGAUUAUGGAAGAAGAACCACAUGCAUAUAUAAAUUAUGAGGAGAUUGAAAGAACUCUUUAUGAGGGGGAGCAGGAGGAGGAAGAAGAGGAAUCAUCAUCAUCCUCAAGAAAGCGACAUCGUGUACAAGGUUGGCUUAUAAGUUAUAUUAUUAUAUUUUAAAAGCAAAUAUAUUCUUCAUACAAUAAUGAACUUGUCAUUGAUCAUGAAUAUUUGGUUUGAUGGUUUUGGUGCAGAGGAAUUUGAUUAUAAUGUGCUUUAUGAGAUUGAUUUUCGACAUUUCUUAGGAUGUUUGACUUUGAAGCAAUAGUGAUGGAGAUUGAUGACUUUAUUUUUUAGUAAAAUAAUUAAUUUUAUAUACUUUUUAACUCUUGAUGUACUAGUAAAUGUACUAUUAAUUUAGAAAUGAAAUAAAAUACUCUUACUUAUUUUAUAUGUAACUUACUCACAUCGUAUUUUAGUAACAAGAUGUCAAAAAAAAAUCAUAUUUUAGUAACAAUGCAUACUAUACUUAACCCAUUCACAUAUCAUCCAACAAAGUUAACCGUAAGGGGUCGUUUGGAUUGGGGAAUCUAUGCAGGGAUUCUACCACAAUUUCUAGUCAUUAGGGAUUUUAUCAUAAUCCUUCGUUUGGAUAGGAAUAAAAGAAUUAGGUAUUUUAGCAAUAGGAAUUUUGAAAACCCUGAUGUUAAGAAAUUUGAAAUAGCUAAUUACCCCCAAGUAUUUCUAAAUCCCUCAUCUUAUUUAAUUUUUUCCCAAUCUAUGCCCCUCUUAUCCCAGUUCCUCUUUACGAUCCUUCCCUUCUCCCUUUCUGUCCCUAUACGAGAUCAAGCAAGCUCGCAAGGCUACGACGCGCAUCUCGUUGGCUAUUUCAAUGGAGUUUGACUAGCUCCGAUCUACAACAACAAUGGCGGUCUGAUUUGGGGGAUCUCCUCAAAUCGAUAGAGGGAUUUUCUAGGUGGGCUGUUUCGGGUAUUUCAUCAUGGGCAUCUCGCAAAAACUGCCGCAGACUCCAAGCUCCUGCCGAAGCCGACAUCGAUUUCUGGGUCCCAUCGACGACGAAGAGAGGGGAAGGGAGGCAGAUCUAGAGCUAGCGGCGCAGCCACAUCUUUCAUCUCUGGUUCUUUGCGACGAUGAGAGUCGAGAAAGAGGAGAGUGAGCGAACAUCUCCCAUAUCUGAUUCUCACCGGCCGCUCUACGUCUCUAGUUCUGAUGCUCACUGGCGCCGCUCUCCGUCAAAUGGGUUCAAGGUGUUCCUCUACCGGAUUGAGUGAGUUCACCAGCCUUAGCAUAGUCGCCGGUCCUCCGCGAGUUCACUGGCAAUUAACGAAGCCACCGGCGAUCGCCAAAUUAUCAAGGUCGCCGGCCUUCCAAUCAAUGUUUUGUUCAGGAAGCAGAUAUCGGGAGAGGAGGAAGAAGAUAAGUGGGUAAAAUGGUCUUUACACAUUUUGAGCCCAAAUUCCUCAUGUAUUACCAAACAAGUUAACUGGCCCAAAUUCCUCAUUAAAAUUAUCUAGGUUUUUAAGUCAGAGAUUUGAUAUCAAAUCCUUGAAAAAUCUCUCAAAAUCAAUUUCCUGAUCCAAACGACCCCUAAAAGUCAGUAUUGGUUGCCGCUAAUUGCCUUGGUUUGGAUGGAAAGGAAGAAAAAAUGGGUCGCCCAAGUGAAGUACGCUCCCAUUAUACAAAGUGGAAAGGGUUUGUUGGAAUUGUCGACAAAUUAUAUCUACAGUAUAAUUUAUAGUGGAAACUUAAAACUGCCACCACCAUUCAAAAAUCCCUGUACGUAGAGUGAUUUGUGGAAGCUGACGUGGCCGGGUAUUCACGGGCUCCGGCUACCGCUUCAAUUUCUCCUCAAGUUCUUUUCAGUCGCAAAAUUGCUUUUUGUCAUUUAAGUAUUAUGCUAUCUCAAAUCUCCUCCAUUAACCGUACCUCCAACGCCACCCGACAGAAGCUUGCCGUCGAAAUCGUCCUGCAACUCUCCUCCCUCCUCCACCCGCCCUAUAGCCAGAGUUGCCUUCCCCUGCCUCUGAAUCCCCAACUGCUUUACCCUCGGCCCCCGUUAACCACCCAUCGUCGAUUCCCAUUUCUUCUUGAAUUGAACUUGAGGACGGUAACCACACAGCGACCCCCUUACCGUUCCACCGUCGUCACGUUCCCAAAUUUGGAUUUCAGAGUCUUUGUUCCGCAUCAUAGUCUUUCAUCGUCGGCGAUACCUAGCCUCCUCCUUCCGUCAACUGGAUUUGGGGUCGCUGCUCUUUGUUCCUUCCAACUGGGUUUGAGAGAUACGUGGGGGUUCGUCACCAUUGGGUUACCGUUGGGAUGAUAAUAAUUAAUAGGUAAUCCUCAUAUCCAAUCUCGCACUCUUUUCUCUAUCCCUUGCUUCCAUAUCAUCUUCUCUAUCGACUUACUUAGGUUUCGUCGCAGUUGUUGUGUUUAUUAGCCUUUCUCUCGCGACAUAUUGCUCUGUUCAAGUUGCUUGCAUGUCAGUGGCCAUGGCUUGCUUCAUAUGCCUUCUAAUCGGGAUCUACAUUUUGUUUGCUUCUGUUUGUUCAGGUUAUCUAUUGGCAUUUACCUCCGGCUUCAAUUUGGCGUUCAAUCUAUUAAGCUAAUGUGAACGAAAUUUCAGAACUGUACUUUCAGGACUGAAAGAGAACAAGAGUGUGUCGAAGUGUGUGUCAAGUCUUAAGAUUGUGGUAGGAUUCCACGACUUGCAUUUCAGCUGUGAAGUUAGUUGUCAGUGGGUGGAGUCAAGCGUUCAUCUUCAAAUGCAUAGUUUUUUGAAACCAUUGUGGUGGGAUUUCAGAUGGGGUGUUGUUGGUUGAGCAAGAUGGUACCUUCCAGUUUCAUAGAGGUGACAUUCCAAGUAAGCUCUCCUUUGCCAUUUUCAUGUUUUGACAUAGUAAGUUCUCAUCUUCCUAUUGUCAUUUCUUCAUAAGCCAAUUUCAUAUAUCACAGGCGACAAAGAAGAUACUCUUUUCAAUUUUUUCCCAGACUAUGCUUUUCACUAAUCCCAUUCCAUUUGUUGAUUUUUCGAUUUCGCAGUCUCGCUUGGUUAUGGCGAAAUAUUGAAGAGCGUCAUUGCCUUUCUUUUGGUACCUAUCUUCUCUGUUCUCCUUUCUUCUUUGUCGAAUAGAUUGAUAGUUUUUUUUAGAUAUUGAUAGAUGGAACCGAUCAUGCUUGCUUUCAGUUCAGUUUCGAAUUUAAUAGCAAUGGUUAAUGCUUUAUGGUGUCUCCAAUAAUGGCUUAUGAUAGACCAGAAACUUAAUUUGCCGGUGUGGAGAUUCUUGUUUUUCUCUUCAUGGUAAAAGCAUCGACUUAUAACCACUACUUCAUUCCUGUGACAUUAUGUUCUUAUAACGAGGGGUUCAUGUCGAAGCUAUAUUGUGGCGAGUCGCUACUGCUGCUUACCACAUCAUAUGUUAGUUUGGAUUACUCUACCUUCCUUUUAAAUGUCAAAACCAUGCAUGAUCCUUCAUCAUUACCAACCCAUUAACAUACCCUUUUUUCUUUUGGUUUCUUUGCAUUUUGCAUAAUAGGCUGGUCUUUACAAUCUCAUGAUCCUUCCAUCUAUUUGACUGAUGUUUUACAAGUAUAUUGUAGUCAUUUAUUCACAUAUUAACCAUUUAAUGACCUGUCAUUCUCAAGCUGAUUGGGUCCUCAUCCACUGAUACCACAACUGCCCUUUUUAGUAGUAUAAGCAAAUUGUGUGUCUCUAUAGCUUCUUAUCAUGGAUCUGUUUGUCGAUCUUCAGAGGCUAAGCAUAUCAGGGUCAUGUAUGAUAGUUAGGAGGAUGAUUGUGCAAUUACUCAGACAAGACCUCUCACUUUUAGCAGCAAAGAUCCUUAAUUAAUUUACUUGAACAAU
Molecule: messenger RNA, 4385 nt
Organism: Linum trigynum
Lineage: Eukaryota; Viridiplantae; Streptophyta; Magnoliopsida; Malpighiales; Linaceae
Source: the annotation of a GenBank genome assembly